Messenger RNA from Balaenoptera acutorostrata (minke whale), 4256 nucleotides. RefSeq names its product zinc metallopeptidase STE24 (gene ZMPSTE24). Gene Ontology annotation, cellular component: endoplasmic reticulum membrane. Gene Ontology annotation, molecular function: metalloendopeptidase activity. Gene Ontology annotation, biological process: CAAX-box protein processing. The record is from RefSeq and is a predicted model, not a curated record. The transcript is spliced from 10 exons. NCBI's taxonomy places the organism in Eukaryota, Metazoa, Chordata, Mammalia, Artiodactyla, Balaenopteridae. The coding region runs from base 92 to 1519 and encodes 475 amino acids.
AUAUCGCUGUGACACUGCGGGGAUGCUCUGAGGGGACGGGUGUCGGUGUGGCACCAGUGCACGCUGAAGGAGCCGGCGGAACGGGGUGGUCAUGGGGAUGUGGGCGUCGCUGGACGCGAUGUGGGACAUGUCGGCCGAGAAGCGUAUCUUCGGGGCCGUGUUGCUCUUCUCCUGGACAGUGUAUCUUUGGGAGACCUUCCUAUCACGGCGGCAGAGACGGAUAUAUAAAACAACAACUCAUGUACCACUGGAGUUAGGACAGAUCAUGGAUUCAGAAACAUUUGAGAAAUCUCGACUGUAUCAGCUGGAUAAAAGUACUUUCAGCUUCUGGUCAGGACUCUAUUCGGAGAUUGAAGGCACCCUUAUUCUUCUCUUUGGAGGAAUCCCUUAUCUCUGGAGACUCUCUGGGCGGUUCUGUGGCCAUGCUGGCUUUGGACCAGAAUAUGAGAUCACUCAGUCCUUGGUGUUUCUGCUGUUGGCUACACUUUUCAGUGCAUUGACUGGUUUGCCGUGGAGUCUUUAUAAUACUUUUGUGAUAGAAGAAAAACAUGGUUUCAAUCAGCAGACUUUGGGGUUCUUCAUAAAAGAUGCAAUCAAGAAAUUUAUUGUGACUCAGUGCAUUUUAUUACCUGUGUCUUCACUUCUACUUUACAUUAUUAAAAUUGGGGGAGACUAUUUUUUUAUUUAUGCCUGGCUGUUCACACUAGUUGUGUCUCUGGUGCUUGUCACCAUCUAUGCUGAUUACAUUGCCCCUUUAUUUGACAAAUUCACACCUCUUCCUGAGGGAAAGCUUAAACAAGAAAUUGAAGUCAUGGCAAAGAGUAUUGACUUCCCUUUGACUAAGGUGUAUGUUGUUGAAGGAUCUAAACGCUCUUCCCACAGCAAUGCUUAUUUUUAUGGCUUCUUCAAGAACAAGCGAAUAGUUUUGUUUGACACUCUACUAGAAGAGUAUUCUGUACUAAACAAAGACAAACAGGAGGAGUCUGGCAUGGAACCCCGCAAUGAUGGAGAAGGGGACAGUGAAGAAAUAAAAGCUAAAGUUAAAAAUAAGAAACAAGGAUGUAAAAAUGAGGAAGUGCUUGCUGUGCUAGGCCAUGAACUGGGGCACUGGAAGUUGGGACACACAGUCAAAAAUAUCAUUAUUAGCCAGAUGAAUUCUUUCCUGUGUUUUUUCUUGUUUGCUGUAUUAAUUGGUCGAAAGGAGCUUUUUGUUGCAUUUGGUUUUUAUGACAGCCAACCCACUCUAAUUGGACUAUUGAUCAUCUUCCAGUUUAUUUUUUCACCUUAUAAUGAGGUUCUUUCUUUUUGCCUAACAGUCCUAAGCCGCAGAUUUGAAUUUCAAGCUGAUGCAUUUGCCAAGAAACUUGGGAAGGCUAAAGACUUAUAUUCUGCUUUAAUCAAACUAAACAAAGAUAACUUGGGUUUCCCUGUUUCUGACUGGUUGUUUUCUAUGUGGCAUUAUUCUCAUCCUCCACUACUAGAGAGACUUCAGGCUUUGAAAAAUUCAAAACAGGACUGAGUUGCCCAAGGUCUGCAACUGAAGACAUUUCUGAUUAUUUCUGUCCUGGCAGCAUGUUCUGGCUCUUGAUGUUUUUAAACGUUUUUUUUUUUUUUUAAGAAAAAUUAUUAAGUAUGGAAAAGCCAAGAUUUAAAUACAUUUAAUAUCUCAUUUCAAAAAUGAUUUUAAUAAUCCAUUUCUUAAAGAAAACACUGGAUGAAAUUUUGAGGCUUCAUGUUUUUAAAGGCAUAGUUUUAUCUUUAAAAUCUAGUUUACCAUCAACUUGUAAAAUUACUUGAGAAAAUACAGAACUUGUUUUAUUUACAUGCUUAUAUGGAACCUGCAUAUAAGGGGUUUGGGGGCAUAUGUUUAAAAGGGAACACCACCUCUGAAUCCUCUCUGUAAGGCAGAAACAGUGGUCCUGAAUCACUGUGCUCAUACCUAAGUUGAGACUUAUUUUUACUUUCAUGCUGUUAUGAUUUAAGCUGGCUAAUCAGUGUUUUAAAUAAGGAAGAAAGAUAAUAAUUGGUAAGGCUGAUGUUUUGUAAAUGAGAGUAGUUAGAAAUAUGCUCUCUCCUGUUCUAUCAAAUUUCUCUGUUCCCUCUCUUGCUAUACACUGAUCAGGAGUUUCUAAUAAUGCUUUGAAAUUAGAAAUUAUGUGCAGAAUGUUUUAAAUCACUGGGUUUUGUUUUUGUUUUUAAGAAAGUCUUUCUCUUUCUUUCCACCUGGUGGGUAUGAUUCCAUUAGGGGUAAACGAGUAUUUUUCUAAACAUUCAGCUUUUUCUCAUUCAUACUCUUGUAUUCAGUAAACAGUGCAUCCUUUUACUUAGCAGGAAUUGCCAUGUUGAACAGGCUUUGCUAUUUUAAAAGUGGGAGAAUGUGGAAAGAAGAAGAAAUGACAUUUUAAGAGAUAUAAGAUUGAAAUACUGAUGAUUCUUCUAUGAUGUUACAGGAAAAAAUAUAAUUUUCUAUCUCUUUCAAGGACAGAAGAGUUUCCGUUUUUAUUUUUCUAAUUUUUAUCAGUAAGUCAUAAGUGCUAUUUAAUCAGUCCUGAUUCCAUUUUAGAAAAUUAUAGUUCUUGAUAUGCAGACAAUUUUUAUUUUCAAAAUAAAUGUCAUGAAAGAUUUCCAGUUUUUGAAGCUGCAUGUUUGACUGAUUCAAAUCUCUGUCCACUUUCUGAAUGAGACCCAACUUUGUGCCUAGAGCUCCCACCCACUGGUGAUGUGUAUCUUCUGGGCAUUUAUUCCAAAGUGGGAUCAACUGUGCGUGCUUGGUAUCUGGCCAGAAAGUCUUUUGCUCAGCUGAUAUUUGGGUGAUGUCUUUACAUGGAAAUACAAUAAAAAUAAACAUCUAGUUUAGUACCGCAUUAUUUAUUUUCCUAAGGCUAAAGAGGAACAGUGCUAUGAUUUGAUCCAGCAUCUUUCAUCUGUGAACUCAUGCUGUGAUAACUGCCUUUCCUUCCUUCCGUGCCUUUAAAUACAAAUUUCAGCUCUGCACAAGUGAAACAUUAAAAAUUGCCAAUGCAUAUUGAUAUUCUUUGUCUUUAAUUUGACAAAAUUUGUCUGUCAUUUGUUACCUAGCAGAUAUAUGUUUAUUACCCUAGAGGAACCAAGUGCUAGUACUGGGUUGGCCAAAAAGUGCCUUCGGUUUUUAAGUAAAAAUAAAAGACACAUUUUUCACUUUCACCAAGAACUUUAUUGAACACUGUAUUCGCCCUUUUGUUCCACUACCUUCUGCCAUUUUUCAGGCAACUUCAUAAUUCCAUCUUCCCAAAAUGUUUUAUCUUUUUGAGCAAAGAACUGUUCCAGGUGCCUUUUACAGUCUUCCAGGGAAUUGAAAUUUUUUCCAUUAAGAGAAUUUUGUAAAGACCAAAAUAAAUGGAAAUCUGAAGGUGCAAUGUCUGGUGAAUACGGUGGAUGAAUCAGAACUUCCCAUCCAAGCUAUAACAGUUUUGCCUGGUCAUCAAGGAAACACGCGGCCUUGCAUUAUCCUGAUGGAAGAUGAUGCGUUUUCUGUUGACUAAUUCUGGACACUUUUCUCAUUGAGUGCUGCUUUCAGUUGGUCUAAUUGGGAGCAGUACUUGUUGGAAUUAAUCGUUUGGUUUUCUGAAAGGAGCUCAUAAUAGAGGACUCCCUUCCAAUCCCACCAUAUACACAACAUCACCUUCUUUGGCUGAAGACCGGCCUUUGGUGUGGUUGGUGGUGGUUCAUUUCGCUUGCCCCGUGAUCUCUACCAUUCCACACUGUUGUACAGUAUCCACUUUUCAUCGCCCGUCACAAUUUGUUUUAAAAAUGGAACUUUUCAUUACAUUUAAGUAGAGAAUCGCAUGUGGAAAUAUGGUCAAGAAGUUUUAUUCCGCUUAACUUAUAUGGAGCCCAAAUAUCAAAGCGAUUAACAUAACCAAGCUGGUGCAAAUGAUUUUCAGUGCUUGAUUUGGGUAUUUUCAGUAUGUCGGCUAUCUCCCGCGUGGUAUAACGUUGAUUGUUCUCAAUUAAUGUCUCGAUUUGAUCGCUGUCAACUUCAACUGGUCUACCCAACUGUGGAGCAUCGUCCACCGAGAAAUCUCCAGCACGAAACCUCGCAAACCACUUUUGACACGUUCGAUCAGUCUCACAGCACCUUCUCCAUACACUGCACAAAUCUUUUUUUUGCAUUUCGGUUGCGUUUUUACCUUUCUUGAAAUAAUAAAGCAUAAUAUGCUGAAAAUGUUGCUUUUUUCCUUCCAUCUUCAAUAUUAAAAUGGCUACAUAAAAAUUCA